Molecule: messenger RNA, 2029 nt
Organism: Scophthalmus maximus (turbot)
Lineage: Eukaryota; Metazoa; Chordata; Actinopteri; Pleuronectiformes; Scophthalmidae
Gene: fbxw12
Product: F-box and WD repeat domain containing 12
Exons: 10
Coding region: 97-1521 (474 amino acids)
Molecular function (GO): protein binding
Source: RefSeq, a predicted model, not a curated record
GACCCUGCAUUCUUCCCGUAGAUUUCGCAAACUUUGUGUUUCUCAUGUACAGUGGGAAGAUUACUGGCGAGACAGUGUAACAUUAUUGACGUCAGUAUGGACACACAUCACCAACACUUGAUCGGCGACUGCCUUAUCCAUAUUUUUACAUUUCUCACCGAGGACGAUCUAAUCACUGCCUCGCGCGUGUGUACGGAUUGGCAUGAAGUGGCAGACACUCCUUGGUUGUGGAGGAGGCUGUGUCUGCAGCGAUGGGCCUUCUGUAACCCCGCCGUGCUGGGCGGGGGACGUGUGACUCACCCGUGGAAGACUUACUUCCUGCGACGAUGUCACUUAGAGAUGAAGAUGACGAAGGGGCGGUCAGGAGGCUACACCUGCAAAAGCCUCAGAGGACACACAGGCAGGGUGGUGGGCUUGGUGUAUCUGCAGGGGAACUCAGCCCAGCAUCCCGACCUCUGGAACAGCGGCGCCACGGUCUGCAGUGCCUCGACCGAUGGUACAGUUCGAGCAUGGAACAUCCAAAAUGGGGAGCUUCUGUGGUGCAGCGCCGUGCAGAGUCCUUUGACAGCGAUCGUAACAGAUGAACAGCGUGACGUUGUGAUCACAGCGGACUCCACGGGCCUCAUUAAGACCUGGCAGGGCCAGGAUGGCCAGGAGGUGGCCUCAUAUUCAACUGCAUCGCCACACUGUACAUUACUCCAGUACAGUAUCAACAACGAUUGGUUUCUCGCUGUCGGAACCAGUCAGGGAUCUGUGUGCACGCUAGCUGAUUCGGCUUUGACUGAAAAGUCCAGCGUGAAGGUGUGUGACACCUUUAAAGUCAACAUACUCCUAGUUUCACCCAACAAGAAAUGGAUCACAGCUGGAACCAAGGACAGCGAUGAUUUGAGUCCCAAGGUGAUCUACACUGAGAGUCUGAUCUCUCCGUCUGAGGACGAAGAUCCUCUGUGCCGGGCUGUGCCAGUCGCUGGGUGCCAGGCUGCUGUCUUCAUACCCACCCAGCCUGCCAGACUGGCUGUCAUCCACCGCACCGUGCGCUCAACCAACAAAGCCCUCACUGUCUUCGAUGUCAGCGUUAAAAAGACAAAGUAUAAGUCAGAUAUCCAGGUCCAGCAGGUGGAGUCCUUCCCCCUGUCGCUGAACACCAGCUCGUCACACAUCCUCCUAGAGGCCAAAGACAGCAACUGCCUGGUGCUGGCGGCUGACCAGGAGCUGUGCGUGUACUCUCUGAAAGGAGCCCUACUCGCUCACUUCAAAGAGCACACCAUGUCCAUCGCUUCUAUAUGUAUGGAUAGCUUUCGCGUGGUGACGGCGUCGCAGGACCUCUCCCUACGAGUACUGACGUGGAAAAACGACAGGGACAACGCGCUGACUCUAGAGAGCAGAUACCACUUAUUGGGAGGCUCUCACACAAUGUCCAGAGGGUUCGCUCAUGUUGCCUGUGACUACACCAGCAUCGUGGCCUCAGUGGAAGGAAGAGAUGGGAAAGACGUGUUGAAAGCUUAUUAUUUCACCUCCUGAGCGUCACACACAAAAAAAGCUCCUGCAUGCCGUUUGCACAACUCACUGGAAGGAGGAACAUAUGCUUUUAUUAUGAAAUGUUCGUCAUAGACUGUGUAGCAAUAUGAUGUUCCCUGGUAGGUUUGUGACAACAACAAAAAAGAGAAUGUUACACCUAAUACAGUUGAGAAACACUAUGUUAUGGGAAAAGCAGUGAUACACUGUGUGGUACAAUUUGCUUAUGAGGAAAAUGUUCUUUAACUUAUGGAGCUGAGGUAUUCACUGCUGAAUGUGACAGAGUUUAAGGCAUGUAGUAUAGCAAGAGAAUAUUCUGGCCACCUCUUCUUUAAUAUGUUGCCUCCACUCACUACCGACGUAAAAUAAUACUGAGGCAAGUAAGUAAUGUCCUGGUGGCUGUAAACUACAUACCAUAUAUGUUUGUAUACAGCCCACAUAAAAAAUAUAUGAGUAAAUAUUCAAUAAUUUUGUCACAAGGCACAAAAUCAUCCGUGUCUCUUUCAUGCAAUGC